Messenger RNA from Elaeis guineensis (African oil palm), 1828 nucleotides. Lineage: Eukaryota; Viridiplantae; Streptophyta; Magnoliopsida; Arecales; Arecaceae. The record is from RefSeq and is a predicted model, not a curated record.
GCGGAUUAUGGGCAACGGUGAUUAUUACAUCGCCGAAUGAACCCACCCCUUCCCCCUCGGGCAAUGAAUAGAUCGGCGUUCGCGGCCGUCGACCCUCCUCCGCCACCGCGAACUACUGAACUCUCCUCCUCUCGCCGCUCUCUCUUCCGAUGAAGAGUGGUCUCGGCGCUUCAAUCCAAACCCUAAACCCCUUCCUCUCGUUCCUCCUAAAAACCCGAAACCUUCGUCUCCUUCGCCCACUCUUCUCCCAAAUCUCUUCCAACUCCGUUUCCAUCGACACGCAGAUCCAUUCCUUAAUCGCCCAAGCCCUCCUCAAAUCCCAUCGCUUCAAGGAAGCGGAGCAGUUCCUCUCCCACGCGCAAAAUAUCGCCUUUCUCCCCCGUAAGCGCCUCUGGAGCUCUCUAAUCCAGGGAGUUUGCGUCGAGGAAGAAGAUCCAGAUCGAGCGCUCUCACUACUGCAAGAGUGUGUGAGAAAUGGUGGUCCCUCUUCCAAUACUUUUCGAGCAUUAGUUGCAUCAUUUAGCUCGCGGGGUAUGAUGGAGAGGGCCUUUGAGGUGUUGGAUGUUAUGACGGAUGAGAAGAAUGGAUGCCAAUUAGAUAAUUUUGUUUGCAGUUCGAUAAUCUCCGGGUUUUCUAAGAUCGGAGAGCCGGAACUUGGUUUGCGAUUCUAUCAGAGAGUGGAGAAAGUUGAUGGCUUUCAGCCGAAUUUGAUAACUUAUACAGCUGUGGUUGAUGCAUUGUGUAGGGAGGGCAAAACUGAUGAGGCAAGCGAUUUAAUUAGGGAGAUGGAGCAGAAAGGUGUGAUCUUGGAUGCAGUUCUUUUUAGCACUUGGGUAUGUGGGUAUUUAAGGAAGGGAUUUCUGAUGGAGGGGCUUCGGAAACACCGGUUGAUGUUAGAGAAAGGGAUAAUGCCAGAUGUAGUCAGCUAUACUAACAUCAUUGAUGGGUUAUGCGAGGAAGGGAAUGUAGAGAAAGUAUUUGGGUUGCUAAAUAAGAUGGCAAAGAGUGGCAACGAACCUAACGUGGUUACUUAUACCGUGGUUAUUCAAGGUUUCUGCAAGAGAAACAAAUUACAGGAGGCAUUUUGCAUGCUUACGAAUUUGGAAGAAUCGGGCAUUGAAGUGGAUGAGUUUGUAUAUUCAGUUUUGAUUGAUGGAUUGUGUCAGAAGGGAGAUUUGGAUGGAGUUUUUGCUUUGCUUGAGGAACUGCAGAGGAAAGGAGUUGAAGUGGGAAGUGUCACAUACAACACGGUGAUCAAUAGUUUGUGUAAGGCUGGCAAGACAAGUAAGGCAGAUGAGCUUUCGAAGGGCUUUGUGAGUGACAAUUUCACAUAUAGUGCGUUGUUACAUGGAUAUGUGAAGGAAAAGAAUGUAGCGGGUAUAAUGGGUAUAAAGAAGAGAUUGGAGGAAGCAGGCAUUUGUAUGGAUGUUGUCACAUGUAACAUACUUAUCAAGGCUUUGUUGAUGGCAGGAAUGGUCAAGGAUGCUUAUGAGCUGUUCGAAGAAAUGCCUGACAUAGGCUUGGCUGCAAACUCUGUUACAUAUUGUACGAUGGUUGAUGGUUAUUGUAAGCAAGGAAUGAUCGACAAGGCACUGGAGGUCUUUGAUGAGUAUAGGAGAACUUCAUCAUUUGCUAGUGCUGCCAGUCAUAAUUGUAUUAUUAAAGGACUCUGUAAGGAACAUAUGUUAGAUAUGGCUGUCAAGUGUUCCUGGACCUCACGGAUAGAAACCUAAGUCCUGAUUCUGUUACUUACAGGAUGUUGAUAAGAGCCCACUUUAGAGAAGGUAAUGGAGAAGGAGUCUUGAAGUUUAUUCAAGGGGUUGAGAUA